Molecule: messenger RNA, 2535 nt
Organism: Periophthalmus magnuspinnatus
Lineage: Eukaryota; Metazoa; Chordata; Actinopteri; Gobiiformes; Gobiidae
Product: exocyst complex component 3
Exons: 11
Coding region: 316-1809 (497 amino acids)
Biological process (GO): exocytosis; exocyst localization
Cellular component (GO): exocyst
Molecular function (GO): SNARE binding
Source: RefSeq, a predicted model, not a curated record
GGGGGCAAGGUGCAGGAGGCAGAGCGGGAGGGCGCAGGACGGGACAAGGUAGGACAGACCAGAACCAGAGCGGGAGUGGAGAUAGCCAGAACCGGGACAAGACGGGACCAGGAGAGACCGAGCAAGAAUAAUCCAACAGGUGGGAACCCAGACGGGACAGGAGGCGAAGACAAAGGGUGAACUUUACCGGAGCUGGCGCGCAGAGGCAGGAGCAGGAACGAGCGGGAGAACAGGCAUCUGAGGAGUGGCAAAAAUCCGGUCAGAGGCAAGCAAGCAGUGGACAAGAGAAACAGACUCAGAGACGAGACCAGAGAGAUGUCAGGUCCUCAGUCCCUGGAUCUGAAGACUCUAUGUGAGAUCCUAGAGAUUAGUCCUUGUAUUUCUGUGGUCCACAGCCCUGGUCUGGACUCAGGUCUGGACUGGAAUCUGAUUGAGUUCCUGAUUGAAGAGUCUGUGCGCGCUCACCUUCCACAGAUGCCCUCAGAGCUGGAGACAAAGCUGCAGUGUCACCUCCAGGCCCUGCAGAAUGUUGUGCUACAUGAGCUGCUCAGACUGGGCCCUGUGCUGGAGCACUGGGGGCUGAUUCGAAAUCUGACACAGAAGUAUCAUCACGCUCUGGUCUCACACAUGAAUGAACUACUGUCAGAGGUCUGCUCCAGGAAGGCCUGCCUUCAGCUGCUCUGCUGGGCUCUCACCCAGUACUUCAGUCAGGAGCUGCUCCUGCACCCGGACCUCCAGAGCUCAGAAUUGAUACAGCACAUAGACCUGGUUCUGCUGAGUGACUGGAUCCAACAGGCUCAAGACAAACUUCUGCAGUUAGUAAAGGAAGAAGUUUCCUCUCAGUUGGAUCACAUCUUGACUCUAGAGACACAGCAUCAGCCUUGUAACACUGAAGAGCAGUUUGUCAGCACCUAUGUGGACGUGAUCCAGUGCAUUGAUGCCACUGCCUCUGCAGUUGAGGCUUUCAGUUCCUCUCUCUCUCUGAAACUGUCUCAUCUUUGUUUGCAACAGCUGCUCCCAUUCACGAAAAGUUACAAACAGCAGUGGUUCAAGUGGUUAGAAACGCUGCAGAAGAAGAAAAUGGCUGAAGAACAAAUGCUGCAGUUUUUCAGGACCCUGGAAAUCUGCAAAGAACUCAAGGAGUACCUCACAAAGAUCAAGUUCAGACGAUGUGCCCAGGAGGUCCAGGACAUCUCUGAAGAGGUGGAAGCUUUACUCACGGAAACUGAAACAUUUACCCAAACAGUUAUACUGAACACUGUGGAGGUGUUUGCCAAGAAUGGUUUUAAAAAAUACUUCAAAAGGAAUCACAGCUGCUAUUCCCCAAUGACAGACUUGGAGAGGCUGUUCAGACUAGAGCUGAGGCUGAGCCUGAAGAAACACAAGGGUACGAUAGAUGAAUGCUACAAACUGAUAGUGAGCCUUUAUGUCAAACAUGUGAGCAGCCAUAAACUGGACAAACUCAGGAAGAAGUGGAGUCAAAAUGUGGAGUCGUCUGUGUUUGAAGAUGCUCGGUGCAUUCACGAAAUCAUCUCCAACCUGUGCCCUGGAGUGGAAAACUGGAACUUUCCAUUGUAUUUCAUCAGUGAUUUGUUAAAGACAGAAGACAUAAACUCCAUCAAAAUAUCGAGUGGGGACUUGUUGAACAGACACAAAGAGAAUGGUCUUACAGUGGAUACGUCUAUGCCAUUUGCCCUUCUACAGUGGAAAGGUUUGUCCCGUAGAAACAUUAGAGAAAUCCUGACAUCUUUGCUGGAUGUGGAACCAAAUCUUGUCAUUCCUCAGCACAGAUCGUGUAUUAUUGCAUAAAAGUGUCUAUUGUUUACAUUUAGCAUUUCUGAUAAAGUAACUGUAUGUACGAUUUACAUUUUAAAUGUCAUGUUCAAAUCAAAUAUAACUUUUACUGAUAACAAUUCUAAUGCUAGUUUAUUCUUAAUUACAAAAUGAUGUUGUAUUUUGGUGUUUUGGUUCAUGAUGAUUGUCCAGUCAGAAAUCAGAAUAAGCCUCAGUACAAAAUUGGAGAAUGAAGUAAGUACAGAGCAGUGGCUUAUGCCAGUGGUGGGGAAAACGGGGACUGGUCGACAAUAUGGCGUCUUGAAAAUAAGUCAUAUAAGUCAAAGAUUGCUCAAUAAGUCAAAGAUUGCUCAAACAUGCAUGAAUCACUUCAAAUACAGUGGGUAAAUGGUGAGGGCAAACAACUGUAACAUGGCUAAAAGCUCUAAAAAGUCCAUUUUGCAGAAUAGGUCUGCUUAAAAAAAACUGUUGAGCUACAUUAGCAUACUUCUACUUUUAGAUGAGAGAAAUGCAACCAAACAAGCACUAGAGGGAGCCACAUUUAACACAAAGAUGUACUUUUUAUCACUGUAAUGCCAUUUUAAUGCACUGUUUAUUACAAGCUAUUUUCUCAAGUAUAUUAAUAUUUAUUUUAGUUUAGGGGAAGUUGGUUUAACUCUGGUGUGAUUUUUUUUGCAUAGAUCUACUAUCUAUUAUCAUGUGACUGAAGUUGCCAAUAUUAUUGGUUCAUUAAAAAACUCU